This is a messenger RNA of Tarenaya hassleriana, 823 nucleotides long. Its product is annotated as lamin-like protein. The transcript has 2 exons. The record is from RefSeq and is a predicted model, not a curated record. Gene Ontology annotation, cellular component: plasma membrane. Bases 71 to 571 code for a protein of 166 amino acids. Lineage: Eukaryota; Viridiplantae; Streptophyta; Magnoliopsida; Brassicales; Cleomaceae. Gene Ontology annotation, molecular function: electron transfer activity.
AAGAAUUAAAAGGAACGCACCACAUUAGCUCAAAAUUCGCUGUAUCUUUUCCUCAGAGAGAGAGAGAGACAUGGCGAGAUUUGCGGCGGUGGCUGCGGCGGUGGUGCUGAUUCUGACGGUGACGGCGGCGCCGGAGGUGGAAGCGAAGAAGUGGACGGUCGGCGAGGGCAAGUUCUGGAACCCCAACGUUAACUACACCAUCUGGGCUCAGGACAAACACUUUUACCUCGACGACUGGCUCUACUUUGUGUACGACAGGUACCAACAAAACGUCCUGGAAGUGAACAAGACAGACUACGAGAACUGCAUAUCCGACCACCCACUCCGCAACUGGUCACGAGGAGCCGGAAGGGACGUUGUUCCGCUCAAUGCCCCCCGCCAUUACUAUUUCCUUAGCAGCGGCGGCUUCUGCUUCAGCGGGAUGAAGCUUGCCGUAAAGGUAGAGAAGCUCCCUCCUCCUCCAGAGGCCUCCCCUGCCAAGAGCCUUGGGAUUUCCUCCAUGGUUGCAGGCAUUGCCCAGUUCUUCCUUCCUGUCAUUGUAAUGUGGAAUGUCAAUCUAGAGCUUUGGUGAAGAAGAGACGGACUAGACAGUUACUCUUGGAUCAUGUGUCCAAGUGGAAAUUCUUCAUUCAGGCGAAAAGCCUCUUCCUUUUGUGGGAAGUGGGUGAGUUCUUGUUCUUGUGUGUAAUUGGGGAAACGAGUUGAAAGAGAAGAAGAGUAUUGGCUUUAAUUUAUUAAAUUGAGAAAAUCAGUGGAGAUUUAUUUAAUCAUCAUCAUGAUUAUUAUUAUUAUUAUAAAUGCAAAAGAUAUUGAAUUGUGGAUC